UAAAGUCAACUGCUGUUCACAUGUUAAUUUCAGUUCAUACUUCCGGUUCAAGAUGGCGGCGUCCAUGGCAGCUCAAGCAGGGAAAAGUCUUCGUGGAGCGGCAGCUAGAUACGUGCUCCUCGACAAAAGCAAGUCUGUUCGGAUAAACCCCCAACGAUGGCUGAACCUGCAGGAAUACCAGAGCAAGAAACUGAUGCAAAGCAGUGGGGUGGCGGUCCAGAGGUUCUUUGUUGCUGAUACUGCCACGGAUGCCUUGGAAGCAGCUAAAAGAUUGAAAGCCAAAGAAAUUGUUUUAAAGGCACAGAUCCUUGCUGGUGGAAGAGGGAAGGGUGUCUUCACCAGUGGACUCAAAGGAGGAGUACAUUUAACUAAAGACCCUGCUGCUGUUGGUCAGCUGGCAAAACAGAUGCUUGGGUUUAAUCUCACCACCAAGCAGACCCCGAAGGAAGGUGUUAAAGUGAACACGGUGAUGGUGGCAGAAGCCUUGGAUAUUUCACGGGAAACAUACUUUGCCAUACUGAUGGACAGAGCCUGUAAUGGACCUGUUAUGGUUGGAAGCCCCCAAGGAGGAGUUGACAUUGAAGAAGUGGCAGCUUCUAGCCCAGAGAAGAUUUUUAAGGAAGUAAUAGAUAUUUUCCAAGGGGUUACAGAUGAGCAGGCACUUUGCAUGGCAGCUAAUCUGGGAUUCAGAGGAUCUUUAGAACGACAGGCGGCAGAUCAAAUUAAGAAGCUUUAUGAUCUGUUUUUGAAAGUUGAUGCAACUCAGGUGGAAGUGAACCCCCUUGGAGAAACUCCUGAAGGACAAGUUGUGUGCUUUGAUGCAAAAAUCAAUUUUGAUGACAAUGCAGAGUUCAGACAAAAAGAAAUCUUUGCGAUGGACAAUACAUCUGAGGGGGAUCCAAUUGAAACAGAAGCAGCCAAAUAUGACCUCAAGUACAUUGGAUUGGAUGGCAAUAUCGCUUGCUUUGUAAAUGGGGCAGGACUGGCAAUGGCAACCUGUGAUAUUAUUGAUCUCCAUGGUGGAAAGCCAGCCAACUUCCUGGAUCUGGGGGGAGGUGUGCAAGAGAGCCAAGUCUAUCAGGCUUUUAAACUCCUUACUGCUGACCCCAAGGUUGAGGCAAUCCUUGUGAACAUUUUCGGUGGAAUAGUAAACUGUGCGAUCAUUGCAAAUGGUAUCACCAAGGCAUGCAGGGAACUUGGGUUGAAGGUGCCAUUAGUGGUCAGACUUGAAGGAACCAACGUCCAGGAAGCCCAGCGCAUUCUGAGUGAGAGUGGACUGCCGAUCACUGCUGCUAGUGACCUAGACGAUGCUGCACGGAAGGCAGUGGCCAGUAUUACCAGGAAGUAGCUGUGCAGAAGAAGAUUGCCUGUGAUACCCUCUGUACCUCAAGUGGAAAUUCCCACUAGCAUCAUUGUUCUAAUCAUAUAAUCCCUUCCCUAUUUUUUUUGUCUGCAAAUAUUACUUUAUAGAAGAAGUGUGCGCAUUUAAUGCUUAAUGUAUCCUUCAUUUUGUUUUACCAAAAGAAUUCUCAACAGCUAAACCACCACUUACUUCCCGAAGUUACUGUAAUAUUUUAACCAACCAGACCAGGAUUUCACAUGCCGCACUGUAAUACCGUUCGCUCUGUCAAAUAUUGGUACUUACUCUGUAUCGGUCAAAUGACAUUGUUGGGCACAUGAGACAAAGUAAAUUCAGCACAGUUAAAGCUGCAUAAUACAUACACAUUUUUGUUUUGUUUUCUUUUUCCUAAUUUUUAACUAUUGUUUUAAUAUACAUGUGUCUUGUUUGUCACUGUGACUAAAUCAGUCUAAUAUUUUCAUUGAUGGUCUUAUAGAUGAUUGCAUUGGAAGAACAGUUACAGUAUAUCAAGCCCUAAUUCAUUUUUUACCAAGUUGAAUUAAAAUCCUUUCACGCUAUAAUAUAAUGUUUAUCUUUGCGGUCGUAAGUAAUUUUCCCAUUAUUUUCAAAUCUUCAACAAUAAUAGAAGUAACAAGAUGCUCUUGCCUUAAAAUGGAUAAAUUGCAAUCCUUUAUCCAACUUUUUUUAAAAGGAAAGAAACCUUUUUUAUAGUCUUCUCUGAUUAUAAAUAAAAAGCUAAUAUUAUAAACGGUUGACAGUCUGUAGUUUAACCUUUUUAUUAUUAAAGAAAACACUUUAUACAACUGAAAAGAAAGUGCCAUUUAGAUUCCUAUUCAGAUGUUAUCCUUGUAUGAUGUGGUGCCAAUUUAAAUCUAUGGUCUCAUCUUUAUUCUCAUUGGAGUUUGCCAUCUUGAUUUGUAUUUACACAAUGUGUUUUGGGGGGAUUUAUUUUCCACAAUAGCAGUUUAAUCCAUGGUGUUAACUUUGUAUUAAUCAUGAAUGUGUUUUUGAAGUCCAUAUCACUUAAGGAAAAAGCUAAUCAUCUUCUGUUAUAUUUCAAAGAGAAAAAUAAAGGACUGAAUAAUUCAGGAACCUGUUUUGAAAAAUAAA
Molecule: messenger RNA, 2470 nt
Organism: Acipenser ruthenus (sterlet)
Lineage: Eukaryota; Metazoa; Chordata; Actinopteri; Acipenseriformes; Acipenseridae
Product: succinate--CoA ligase [GDP-forming] subunit beta, mitochondrial
Exons: 11
Coding region: 53-1348 (431 amino acids)
Biological process (GO): tricarboxylic acid cycle; succinyl-CoA metabolic process
Cellular component (GO): mitochondrion; succinate-CoA ligase complex
Molecular function (GO): ATP binding; succinate-CoA ligase (GDP-forming) activity
Source: RefSeq, a predicted model, not a curated record